AUGGAUCAGCUUGGAAAAUUAAUCGAAUCGCUAACGAAGCCACGUCAUGAAGAGGAUUCCAUCGAUCGGCUGAAUUAUCACCUAACCACCAUAAUACUCCUGGCCGCUGCAUUCACUAUUAUCGCUAAAGAAUAUGGUGGCGAUCCAAUACAGUGCUGGUUGCCCGCACAACUGGCAUCCCAAAGAUCGUGGGAGCAAUACGCAGAGGAUUAUUGUUUCAUCGAAAAUACUUACUAUAUUCCGCUGGAGCAGAAUCUACCGCAAAGUGAGGAGCAUCGCAAUAACAAAAUGAUUACUUAUUAUCAGUGGGUACCAUUCACGCUGAUGCUGCAAGCAAUGUUAUUUGUUGUUCCACAUGUGUUCUGGCGAAUGCUCAACUGGACUGCAAAUGUGCAGACACGUGCAGUGAUAUCGAUGGGGAGCAGCGCACGUCAGAUGGAUCCGUGUAGCAACGAGGCAAAGGAGAUGCUCGAUGCGAUCGCUAAUCAUAUGUAUCAUGCUAAUCGUGCUAAGCCCUUACGCAAAACGCUUCAGAACACCAACCCGCUCAUCAUUUUGUCAAGGAUUUUCGCGAAGUCGUACCUCACCACUCUCUAUAUAAUAACGAAGUUGCUAUUCAUUGCGAAUGCUUCUCUUCAAUUUUGGAUUGUAUCGUUGUAUCUGGGUGGAAAUGGUUACGACCUGACAAAAGCCUUGAUCGAACAACGUACAUGGCAGAACACCGGCCUUUUUCCAAGAGUUACUAUGUGCGAUUUCAAGAUCCGUGUACUGGGUAACAUCCAUCAUCAUACAAUCCAGUGCGUCUUGAUGGCCAAUAUGUUCAAUGAAAAAAUCUACAUUGGCUUGUGGUGGUGGCUGUUGAUCGUGAUUACCCUCACUGCUACAAACCUCGUCUACUGGCUCUACGUACUCACUUCUGCAAAUUCCAAUGGCGCCUUUCUGUUGCGACUUAUUAGACUUCGGGUUAGCCAUAAUUUCAUCCUACUGCGCCGCCAGCUGAAGGACGACAUGGAGCGAUAUCAGAUCGAAACAUUCACGGAACAGUUUGCCGGCGAUGCAGCACUAGUGCUGCGACUAUUGGCGCAAAAUGCCGGCGAGCUGGUCGCAAGUGGUGUGGCCGCGCGACUGUUUGACACUUUCAAAAACGACAACAUAAUUCCGUGA
Messenger RNA from Gongylonema pulchrum, 1164 nucleotides. The record is from the annotation of a GenBank genome assembly. Lineage: Eukaryota; Metazoa; Nematoda; Chromadorea; Rhabditida; Gongylonematidae.